This is a messenger RNA of Danaus chrysippus (African queen), 255 nucleotides long. The record is from the annotation of a GenBank genome assembly. NCBI's taxonomy places the organism in Eukaryota, Metazoa, Arthropoda, Insecta, Lepidoptera, Nymphalidae.
AUGGCUGUGUCAAAUUCAAUAAUUCGUGCUGGUUUACUUUACGACUUCACACUUGGCAGUAAAGCCGCAGAAUCUUGCCGUAAGAUAGGCUCUGCUUUUGGGGAAGGUGCUGUAGGUGAACGAACGAACCAGAAGUUGUUUAAAAAAUUUGCUUCUGGAAAUGAAAGCCUGGAGCAUGAACCUCGCUCCGGUAGACCAUCGACGCUUAACAACGACGACAUCAAGCUGGCAAUGUCAGACAUGCCAAGCUCUUGA